AUGCUCAUCUUCCUCAUCCCUGGCGCCCCGCGUCCGAACGUAUUCUUCACCGUCUCCCUCGCAGAUCCGUGCGAGUACGUCCCGCUCUCUCCCGGAUGGGCCGCGCAACUGCACGCCCUGCAAGCAGACGAGCUCGAUAUGCCCUCCUCCGUGCACGCGCUCGAUAAGGCCACGUGGCUACUCGCGAUCCUCACCGAGGUCACGUUCGACCUCACGACGCUCACCAUCUCGUGCGCCUUCACCGAUGGUCCGCCGAUCGAAUGGCCACUCGACGAUCCCGCGUGUGUCCGGAUGCUCGAGGACGUGCUUGCGGACGUUGUGCUCGCGACGGGCGAGCUCGAGCGCGAGCGCGAGAAGGAACUGCAGACCGAGCGCGAGAGGGAGCAGCAGACCGAACCCGCUAAUAAGGCGGAGCUUGUGCCUGCGGCGAAGCCCGUCAAGCACAAGAAGCAGCGCUCUCUACUCAUGUCCCUCGUGUCCUCCCUCAACAAGCUCACACAGAGUGUCUGCGCUGACAGCUCCGCGCCCUCUGGGCUGCGACGCACCUCCUUGUUAACUGCCCCCGCGCCUCCGCCCGGUCGCCCGCCGCGCGUAUCACUUCCCCUGCAUCGCCCUCCAAUAUCCGCGUUCCUGCCGCCCAGCAGGAAAGUCCCGCUCCCCCGGGUCCCGCCUCCCGCACCGUCGAUCUUGUACCAGCACCGCGCGCGCUCCGCACUCGUCGAGGUCUUCCGCGCCUCGAUCGUCCCCGCGCUGCGUGCACGCAUGGUGCCUCGCGCAUACCGUGCUUGGGCCGCGCAGAAUAUGCUGCAGCGCGUAGAAGGCCAGAUGACUGCGAUCGUCCAGGACGCAGGCGGCGUCCCCGCGCUCGGCGGCGAACUCGACCUCAUGCGCGGCGCGCUCCCCGGCACCGGCAGAGGCGCCAGGCGCGUGUCGUCGUCCCCGUUCUUCGACGAUGAGUUCGAUGACGCGUCCCUGACGGAUAGUGUGAGCACCGACACAGACGGCUCGUCGGUACACACCCCCGUAGACUCUCAUUCUAGCUCGCCCUUCGAUCACCCCGAAAAGCUUGCAGCGGGACACGGCCCCGCUCAGCAGCUCCCGCGCACCCCCAGCCCGCCUGUAUUCUCCAGGGAGGACCUCGCAGAGUACACUGCGCUCUCGGCACAGUGCCUCCGUCUGCGGCAGGUGCUCGCGCGCGCGGAGGCUGCUCAGCUCGACGCGCAGCACGACGAGCGCGCGUUCCUCGCCGUGCUCGAGGUCAAGAGCCGCCGGCGCGCGUGGUCGAACCGCGCGUACCUCGGCGGCGCGCACUACUCCGGCAUCGGCCUCGCCACGCCCUUCCGCAGCUCCCCCCUCGCGCGUUACGAGCCCGUCAUGCCGGCUCGCCUCGCUGAGGUGGGGCGUACGCGAGAGCGCCGGCAGCGCGAGCUGGACGUGUGCACCGGCGAGAUAAACGUCGCAACGCUUUUUCCGGUUUGCGAGGAGGAGGAGGAGGAUGACAUGCUCGUCGGCGGUCAGAAGGGCGGGUAUCAGUACGGACAGCUACUUGGACCGCCCGCGAUUACGCGCAGCGGCGAGGAGGGUAGCCUCGCCCGCCCUCCGAUCCGCUCGCGCACGCUCAGCAUGCACAGCCUUGACCUCGACCUCGUGCUUGUGCCGGACUCGCCGCGCCUGCAGGCCGCGUCGCUCCCGCUCCCGCUUGCCCCGCCGCCCGCGCUGCGCUCCCCCCCACCAAGCAUGAACGUCAACGUCAACGUGAAGCCCAUGAGGCCCGCUAUGCUCGAGCCCCGGACCAAGUUCGCGCUCUUCGAGCAAGUGGACCAUCCCGAACGCGUCCUGGUGGACGAUGCUGUGGAGUUUACCCUCGCAAUGGACCUUCCCGCACCCCCGCCCUACAGCAGGGUGCAGGUGCAGACACACGGGAAUGUCCUUCCCCAUGUAAAGGAGUGGGAUGCUGCACAGAGUCGGUGA
Sparassis crispa is the source of this 1971-nucleotide messenger RNA. RefSeq lists its product with no specific name. Lineage: Eukaryota; Fungi; Basidiomycota; Agaricomycetes; Polyporales; Sparassidaceae. Bases 1 to 1971 code for a protein of 656 amino acids. The transcript has a single exon. The record is from RefSeq and is a predicted model, not a curated record.